AUGAGCGCAGAUUGUUCAGUGGGUGUGAAUCCCCUAGGAAGUUUGAACAAGCAUGCUCAAGCGGAUCGAAGCCUUCAACAGGGGGCGAGUUUUAGAUACUCCAAUGAAGCGGCAGGACCAGCAUUCAAAUCGCAUGAUGGAGCUGUGAGUGAGUUAAAUAGGGCUAGAAUGGACGCUUUCAAGCAAGGGGAAUGUCCAGGAGAGCAUCAGGCCCGCGCGGUUCCUGCGAGCACGUUCAUACCGAUGGUACAUCAACAAAAUUCAGAAAAUGCUUGGAGCCGUCAGUUUACGAGCUCCCCAGAGCUUGCUCAUGGUAAUUUGAAAGGUAGAGGCGGGUGGGCAGCGGAGAUGAAAGCGGAGUCUCCUCAGGUGCAGGGCCAGGCUCCAAAUUUGAGCUCAGAUUACAGGGGCCCAAACGGGAUUGUAAGCCCAGAGCAACGAUUCCAAGGAUUCCAGCCACGCAUGAUGUCACACUAUCGCCACAACUUGUCAGCAGCAUUGCCCAUGGGGGCUCUAGGAGCGCAGGCGCCCACUCAAUAUCAACACCAGCGACACGGCAACAUGGAGAUGACUGAGCAACAUUGGGAUGAGCAAUUUCUGCAACUUGAACGUGAAGUUUCGCAGAAUUUGAAUAUAGAAAGUGAUCAUAUCAGAGAAAAUGUUGCAGGAGAACGCGAAGGUGUCGCAACGAAUCCCGAAGAGGUUACAGUGGAUGACAACUACCAAGCCGAGUUUCAAGAAGUUUGGGACAGUUUGCGAGAAGACGUGACUGAUAUGGAAGUCCAAAGUGUUACUGAAUGGGAACGAGACUACCAGCGCUAUGCGUCGGGCAGAUCCGCGCGCGCCGAAGACUACAAAUUCGAAUCUGAAAAUCAGUUUUUGCAUAAUCCAAACGCUUACGAAAUUGGUUGUAUUUUGAUGGAAAACGGAGCAAAGCUUUCCGAAGCUGCUCUGGCUUUUGAAGCGGCAGUACAGGAGGACCCAGAGCACCUUGAAGCAUGGCUCAAACUUGGCCUAGUGCAGACUCAGAAUGAAAAGGAAACAAACGGUAUAAGCGCGCUGGAGCAGUGCUUGAAAUUGGACCCUACGAACUUGCGGGGCAUGAUGACGCUUGCAAUCAGCCAUAUUAACGAGGGUUACGAUGUCAGCGCAUUUUCUAUGCUCAGCAAGUGGUUACACACAAAAUAUCCGGAUUUGGUGCCCAGCGAAAGUGCUGCCGAGAACACUGAUCGCUAUCAGCUCAACAAAGCUGUCAGAACAGAGUUUUUGCAGGUCGUGAAUGCGCUUCCGGAUGUCGAUGCGGACUUGCAGCUGGGGCUCGGAAUUCUUUUCUACGCGAACGACGAUUUCGAUAAAACCAUAGACUGUUUCCGGGCAGCCCUUUCGAUUAGACCUGACGACGAAUUGAUGUGGAACCGGUUAGGUGCCUCUUUGGCUAAUUCCAACCGUUCCGAAGAGGCCAUUCAGGCUUACCACCGCGCCCUUCAGCUCAAGCCCACUUUUGUUCGUGCUCGCUGCAACUUGGCCGUCUCUUCCAUGAACAUGGGCUGUUAUAAAGAAGCUGCAGAACAUCUUCUUACUGCGCUCUCGAUGCAUGAAGUCGAGGGCGUUCCACUACAACAAGUUGGUUUCAGUACCACCAUAAUCGAGACCCUGAAGAGAGCUUUUAUUGCAAUGGAAAGAAGAGAUUUACUCGAACAAGUAGGUCCCUCUAUGAAUUUGGAAAACUUUAGAAAAGAGUUCAAUUUUUGA
Lachancea mirantina is the source of this 1752-nucleotide messenger RNA. Lineage: Eukaryota; Fungi; Ascomycota; Saccharomycetes; Saccharomycetales; Saccharomycetaceae. The record is from the annotation of a GenBank genome assembly.